Molecule: messenger RNA, 1316 nt
Organism: Toxorhynchites rutilus septentrionalis
Lineage: Eukaryota; Metazoa; Arthropoda; Insecta; Diptera; Culicidae
Product: ADP,ATP carrier protein 1
Exons: 3
Coding region: 116-1021 (301 amino acids)
Biological process (GO): mitochondrial ATP transmembrane transport; mitochondrial ADP transmembrane transport
Cellular component (GO): mitochondrial inner membrane
Molecular function (GO): ATP:ADP antiporter activity
Source: RefSeq, a predicted model, not a curated record
UGCGAUAGUUCAUUCUCUUUGGAUUGUGCCCUCCGUACGGUUAGGAAGCUCGCGGCCUUUGUACCUCUGCGCUCAUCGUCUGGUGUCUGUGUGAACAAAAAAAAAGAACAGAAAAAUGUCUGGCAAGAAGGCUGAUCCCUACGGUUUCGCCAAGGAUUUCCUGGCAGGUGGUAUUUCCGCCGCUGUUUCCAAGACCGCUGUGGCCCCAAUCGAGCGAGUCAAGCUGCUGCUGCAGGUUCAGGCCGCUUCCAAGCAGAUUGCCGCCGAUAAGCAGUACAAAGGUAUCAUCGAUUGCUUUGUUCGUAUCCCCAAGGAACAAGGCUUCGGAGCUUUCUGGAGAGGUAACCUUGCCAACGUGAUCCGGUACUUCCCGACCCAGGCCCUGAACUUCGCCUUCAAGGAUGUCUACAAACAGAUCUUCCUGGGUGGUGUUGACAAGAACACCCAGUUCUGGCGUUACUUCGUUGGAAAUCUGGGAUCCGGUGGCGCCGCUGGUGCUACCUCCUUGUGCUUUGUCUACCCACUGGACUUCGCUCGUACUCGUUUGGGUGCUGACGUUGGCCGUGGUGGACAGAGAGAAUACACUGGCUUGCUCGAUUGUUUGAAGAAGACCGUCAAAUCUGAUGGUGUCAUCGGUCUGUACCGUGGAUUCAACGUCUCGGUCCAGGGUAUCAUUAUCUAUCGUGCUGCCUACUUCGGAUGCUUCGACACUGCUAAGGGAAUGUUGCCCGAUCCUAAGAACACCUCGAUCUUCGUCUCGUGGGCCAUUGCUCAGGUUGUAACGACGGCGUCCGGUGUGAUCUCGUAUCCGUUCGAUACCGUCAGAAGACGCAUGAUGAUGCAGUCUGGCCGUGCCAAGUCCGAAAUUAUGUACAAGAAUACGCUCGACUGCUGGUACAAGAUCGGCAAGACGGAGGGCUCGAAGGCCUUCUUCAAGGGUGCAUUCUCCAACGUCCUGCGUGGCACUGGUGGCGCCCUUGUGCUCGUGUUCUACGAUGAGCUGAAGGCUCUGAUGGGUUAGGCUUAAGUUUAGUGAAAAAUAUUAACAAAAAAAAACGAAAGUAAACCAACACAGAAAAGAAGAUGCAGAUGAAGUAAACACCUAACUUAAGGCAGAAAAUCAGCAAUAAAAUCAGCUAAUUCUAUUUAUUCAAACAUAGAAAGAAACUCAAAAUUCAAGCUAAACCAAACCACGUAUUAAAGGAGGAACUAGUUCACUGGAAUGAUAUUCUUAGCAGGCAGGACAGGACUACAAAGUUGAUGUAAUACAAUACAUUAAGACGAACAAGAAUAAAAGUGCAUUUUAAUCCUAGAAA